Molecule: messenger RNA, 2437 nt
Organism: Hypomesus transpacificus
Lineage: Eukaryota; Metazoa; Chordata; Actinopteri; Osmeriformes; Osmeridae
Gene: rell1
Product: RELT like 1
Exons: 8
Coding region: 123-893 (256 amino acids)
Biological process (GO): positive regulation of p38MAPK cascade
Cellular component (GO): plasma membrane
Source: RefSeq, a predicted model, not a curated record
UAUACUAAACGUACCUCCCAACGGAUAUUUAUUGCGAUUUGGAACUCAGUAGUUCACGUUAGAAAUCGUUAUAAGUAAUAAACCUUUCCUAGUUGGCCGGACGACUGGAGGAUUGACCUUCAAUGGCAGACACAACGGGGAAUCACGUAUAUACCCCGACAGAAAGUCAGCCCCCUGGCACGUCAGAGCACAGCAACCCGUUGUACAUCGCCUACGUCCUUGUGCCGGUCUUCUUCCUGCUCGGCCUUCUGGGAGUUCUCAUCUGCCACGUGCUGCAGAGGAAGGGCUACCGCUGCACCACCGAGGCGGAGGAGGAGGAGGUGAAGGAUGAGGAGAAAGACCUGGAACAGGGAGCAGACUUAAAUGAUACCUACAGCGAAAGCAACAAUGACACCGUUGGACAGAUUGUUCUUUCCAUCAUGAAGAAUGAAGCAAAUUCAGAUGCUCUCAAAGCCAUGGUUCAUGGAAACAGCAUUGACUCAGAUGGCCCGGCCACGCCCACCUCCCCCGUCACGCCCACCUUCCCGGCGACGCCCCUGUCCCCCGUCGCCCCGGUGGCGGCGGCAGAAAAGCCCAAGCACACCUGUAACCAUCUGCACACCAUCGGGGGCGUGGGCGCCAACCAGAACAUCUGUAACCGCUGCAACCUCAAGAAGGGCUGGCCGCUCAUGAGGAGGGUCUCCAACAGGAAGGCAGACCGCCGGAGCUACGGCGAGGUCACGGUGCUGGCGGUGGGCAGGUUUCGGGUGACCAAGUGUGACAAGCCCGCCAGGGAGAGGCGGACCCUGCUGAUCUCGGACUCCAAUGGGAGCAUGCCCUCGUCCCCCGUGGAGGCGGGGCCUCCCAGCAGGACCCCCUCAGAGUCACAGGCGCAAGAAGCCAACACAAAGUGAAGGCAAGAGCUCGGCAGAAACAACAGAAAUUGGGAAUCGAAUUAGACACUUUUAAAACCAAGCGGCAGAAUGACGUGUCCAUGCCGGAGGGUAGUCAUUAGACGGCUGCCAUGUCAGUCCAGGGUCGUUCCCUCCCCCCUCCACGCCCCUUCCCUUCUGCAGCCGAACGAGUUGAGAGAACGGUGAUGAUGACAAUGGGGAGGAGGAAGAGCCGAAGUUAAUGUCUUAGCCAUUCUGCCAAUGUUAUACCUUCCUAAGGAGGUGUGUGUAUGUGUGUGCGUGUGGGCCAUGAGCGUCCAUAUACCCUUCCAAAAUAAGCAGCCGCCAUCAAAACAGACCAAAUCUUGGGUAAACUAGAGUUCAUUUUUCCAGACUCCACUGAGGAUUCCUCGGUGGUCAUGUGACUCCCUGGGCUUGUGUCCAGGGUGUAGAUGCUGCAUUAGUAAAUGUAGUUCAUAUGAGAGCCAAGUGCACUUUGAGUACGAACUUUAUACCAAAGCACAUCCUUCCAAGGUACAAUCUCUAGCUAGUUUGAAUGGCGAGGGCCCUGCAGACCAUGGGUUUCAUGUCUUCCCCUCUGCAAGCACACUUCUCUGUUUCCCCCUGGUGAUAUGACGGUGAAUGUAUGAUUGUUCCAUGUUUAACAGGAAGCUACUAUGAGUUUUUGAUAUUUAUACCCCAUACAGACAAAACUUUUUUUUUUUUUCUGAGUCUGUGCCUCUUUGCAAGAUUCUGUAUCCCACAUUUUACUGAGGAUCUGUUGAUUAGCUGUGCCAAUGCCUUAUUUUGUAGACGUAGUAUAUAGGAAAUGUAUACGAUCAGCCUAAAUUUACAUUUUAACUGUGUGGAUUCAGUUCUGUGAAUUUUGUUUUUACUGGAUGUGGGCACCCAAAAUGCCUUUAGUUUGACCUGUCUGUGUGUGUGUGUGUGUGUGUGUGUGUGUGUGUGUGUGUGUGUGUGUGUGUGCACAUGUGAGGAAUAGCACGCGCCCUCUGUAUUUGUCUCAUGAGAUUUAGUGACAUGCAUGUCACCAAAUGUGUGUUUCAUGUUGAAAUUAUUUUUAUUAUUAUGUCCAGAACAUGGACGUUACCUCUACAAAGUGUCCUUGCAUACUCCAAAGUAUAACAUAGGACAUAUAUAUAUGACAAUAUUCUAUUUUGGUCUUUCCAAACCAAAAUACCUCUCGUCAUUACAUUUCUUUAAGCUUUCCUGGACUCUCAAACUGAAGCGAUGUUCCAUCUCACAAAGAUUUUAGAAAAAUGUGUUGAUAUGAGUUAAUGGAAUGAAAUAAACACCAUGUGCCUAUUUAUGACAUGCAUAUGAUUAUAUUGACUGUAUUGCUUUCCGAACUUCAGCUCAGAAUGAUCAAAUCAGUUUCCCACUUGUCCCAAAUGUUGUUGGUUUUUAUGUUAUGUUUUGUGUAUUUAAAAAGAGAAAAUAUGCCUAACUUCAUAAAAGAAAUGAAUGUUGACACUUCUUUAUAGAUGUAUGCAGUGUAUAAUGAAUUGAUUCUAUAAUAAAUUGAUACACAUCCAUCCAUUCUU